UAAAGAUGUUAUUUUUACAUUUAAUCUUUGUAUUAGUCUACAUGCGUGAUUAAAGACGCAGUAUUCAAAAGACGUUACAAGAGGACGCCUUAGCUAUAGAAUCGCAAUGGCCUCCAGGACCGAAUUCGUCCUGCUAGUGGCACUGACAAUUUGGUCAUCGACCAAUGCUGACACGACGCCUCCCUUUCCCCUUCCGGGCGGGGAUAUCAUUUGCCCAGACGGCUAUGACGCAAUUGGUGGAAGUUGUUUGAUGUAUUCUAGGACGCCGAAAAAUUUCACAGACGCAUCAAAAGUCUGUGACCAAGAUGGCGGAACUCUUUUCUCCAUUACAAGCAUGGAUGAAGCUGAAUCUAUCACAAAUGAAAUGCUGAAUAAUCCAGAGAUUGGUCCCGUGUGGCUGGGGCUCGAGAAGGAUCCGUAUGAGCGCUGGAGCUGGUCAGAUGAUACGCCAUACCUCACUGCGCCUUUAAAUACAAGGGAUUGUGGGGCAAUAGACCCAGAAACUGGGUUCUUCAUCAGUGAAGAAUGUGACACAACAGCACCUUACAUUUGUGAAUGGGGAACAGAGUAUCGAUCUACUUGCUCUGAGAAUGGACCUCAUGGUUACUCCUCGUCUAACGACAAUCUUGAUAAUAGAGAACCGUCAGAUGAGGCCGCUUUGCAUGAUGAGACAUAUGCAUCUGACCUUCCUAGAACUGUUGAAGAUAUUGGUGGAGAAGCUGAAAGUGAUCGUCCAAAUGGGGAAAGUCCUGAAAGGGAUGAAGGUGGUGAGAGCAAAAGUCCCAAAUCUGGAGAUGCAAGUAACAAGAGCAAUGGAGGAAGCAGUGAGAGCAAAAGUUCCAAAUCUAGCGGUGAAAGCAACACAAGUAAUGGAAGUGGUGGAAGCAAA
This is a messenger RNA of Owenia fusiformis, 889 nucleotides long. The record is from the annotation of a GenBank genome assembly. Lineage: Eukaryota; Metazoa; Annelida; Polychaeta; Sabellida; Oweniidae.